UUGCAGACGAUGACCUUCCGUGUUAUACAACACAUGUUAUGAAAGUCCAAAAUAAGUAUUUCCGUAUUUCUCGUGAAUUUUAGGGGAUUCCCCCAACGAAAUUGAUCUCAAUUGUUUUCUGAUGUCUAGAUGAAGUAACAGACAUUUGACACAGCAACAGAAAACAUGAUCACCGGUACGUUAGGUCGUAUUUGUGGAUCUUGCAGAACACUUCUUGUCAAGAAGGAGCCAAGUUUUCUUGGAAGAUGCAGUUUCCAAAGAAACCAAGGAUGCAGGGAUUUUUCCACCAGUCAGAGAAGACCUUACAUCAUGAAGGCGUGGCAGCUGAAGGCGUAUGGCAGUAACAAGAACUUCCAGUUCACAGACAACGCCCCGAUGCCCCCGAUAAUGUACCCAAACCAGAUGGUGGUACAAGUGUGUGCUGCUAGUGUGAAUCCCUUAGACGUCAUGAUGAGAGAAGGUUAUGGUGCGGCAAUGUUAAACAGACAGCGUGAUCCGACAGGCGUGCUUCCCUUCAUGGAACCCAACGUCAACGAGCUUCCCCUUGUUCUGGGGCGGGACUGUUCCGGCAUCGUCAUGGAGACAGGACUCAACGUGAAGGAGUACAAACCUGGGGAAGAGGUGUGGGUAGCUGUGAACCCGUACAAGAUGGGCACACACGCAGAGUUUGUACUGGUCACCAACAGUGAGAUUUCCCAUAAACCCAAAUCAUUGACCCAUGUACAAGCAGCGUCCAUUCCUUAUGCCGGACUGACGGCCUGGGCCUCUCUGAUCACGCAGGGGGGACUGAACGAGAAAACAACCAAGGGGAAAAGGGUGUUGGUCCUUGGGGGUUCUGGAGGCGUGGGAACGUUUGCUGUACAGGUUUGACCUGAUCCUGGAUGGAAUCGGAGGUGACACAGAGAAGUUUCUCUUCAGUACAGACUAUCUGAAACCCUGGGCAGGGGCCAAGUACGUCACCCUCAGAACACCCCUGCUGAAAAAUGCUGACUCGUUCGGCUUCAGCGACGGAUUACUCAAAUCAGGGAUGUCUCUGGCUGGGAAUGCGGUUAAGGGUUUAGCCUCCGGCAUCCAUUAUCGCUGGGGAUUUUUCACGCCGGAUGGGAUGGCCCUGGACAAGAUAGCAGCUCUGGUGGACCGGGGGAAGAUCCGCCCAGUGAUUGACAGAGUCUUCACCUUUGACCAGUUACCAGCGGCUUAUGAGAAGGUCGAGCAAGGUCAUGCCCGCGGAAAAACGGUCAUUUCUAUAGCGGAAAAGAGGACAGAGAUUGACGACAGCUCUUCUUUUGACAUCAUUCAUGCUUAGAUUUUGAUAGUUUUUACUUGUAAAGAUGUGGACAAUUUGAUAACCUGUACUCAAGAUUUCACACCAUGGGAUGGUGAUUUCUUUGGCAGAGACAGGACAAAGACCUGAUGACAGCAGGUCUUUUGAUUCAAGCUUAAAUUUCGACUGUACAAGUUACUGUAUGGGCCACAGUGGUCAACAGUGGUUGUUGAAAGUUUGAUCUGUGUAGUGUUGGAAGAAUGUUUAGCAUUGUACGGAAUAGCCUGAUUAAAUCUCGCUUAUAGCAGCCCGCCAAACAUCCGCCGGCUCCGCGGGGAGGGGCCAGUUACAGCCCUGGACAGCGGAGUUUGUGUUACACAGACACAUGUCCGAAGUUUAAGACUUUAGUGUAAUACUUGUUAGGAUGUGGAAUAUUGCUAACUAAAAUGACACUUAGGCAUGGCAUCAUUCACACCCGACUUUAGAUAAUACAAGUCUUUAUUCGACAUUGAAAAGAUGUGUCUCAAUCAUGAUGUUUCUGACGUAGGGAGGAGAUGCUGUCCCAGUCCUUUUCGUGUAAUCUGUGACCUUCCAGUGCUCUGCCCUUGUUAUAUUGUGACCUCCAACUAUGAAGUUCAGUACCUAGUGGUCUCUAAAAUGGCCUUGCAAUGAGCAAACACAUUAGAAAAAAGAAAACACCUGAUUACCCAAUAGUGCACCAGAUGAUCAUUUCCCUUCUAUUUUUGAAAUCAGAGAAGGGAAUACAGUUUCUGCAGGAACAUUUACGUUAUAGAUGAGGGCAGUGUUAGAAGACAGCUUUUCUUUUUUUUUUUUAUUUGGCAUCAUUCAUGCUUGAUUUUAGGUCAUAGAAGCAUGUCAAAGUAAAUUUUAUGUAUUUCUUGCAACAAGGAGUAAAACCCUGUAUACCAGA
Messenger RNA from Branchiostoma floridae (Florida lancelet), 2195 nucleotides. Its product is annotated as reticulon-4-interacting protein 1 homolog, mitochondrial-like. Gene Ontology annotation, cellular component: mitochondrion. Lineage: Eukaryota; Metazoa; Chordata; Leptocardii; Amphioxiformes; Branchiostomatidae. The record is from RefSeq and is a predicted model, not a curated record. Gene Ontology annotation, molecular function: zinc ion binding; oxidoreductase activity.